This is a messenger RNA of Schistosoma bovis, 9104 nucleotides long. NCBI's taxonomy places the organism in Eukaryota, Metazoa, Platyhelminthes, Trematoda, Strigeidida, Schistosomatidae. The record is from the annotation of a GenBank genome assembly.
UAAUGUGGUAUGGCAACUGGUAUUGAUGCACGUACGUACGAAGUUCUACGUUGUUAUUGAGUGACUGACUACCGUGUUGUUUACAAUUUGUAGUGUGGUAACGUCUAUAUAUGGUCACUGAUAUAUUAAUUCUUCGAGCAUCUUUAUCAUUGUUUUGAAGAGUAGUUUUGGUCAUUUAUUAUAAUUGGUGUUCUGUGAAAUGCUUUAGGUAGAGAAAGUCGAUCAUUUGUAUUGGUUAACAACUUAAUGCAUGUGUGAUUGUUGAGAUAAAGUAAUGUAUAUGGCUGACUAGUUGGCCUCAAUCUGUGUCGUUGGCCGAAGUAUAGGUAAUAGUAAACAAGUUUUUAUUAUCGCAUCAGUUUACGAAGUCAAUGGUUGUUACUGGGAGUCCUUUCUUACCAAUCCAGUUAGUGUAGAAGUUUAAAUCAAAUAUAUUAGAAUUUCUCAAUUUUGUAAACAUGUUUUCCAAAAUAUCCAAACUCUAUUCAUUCAGUUUUAGUUUAUGGUCGUCUGGUUUUAAUGGAGUGCGAUUUAUUGUCGUUUUAGUGUUUGAUUUACUAUAUAAAUACCUAGAUACAGUUUGUACAAAAUCUAUAACUGUUUUCGACAUUUUAUUAACCCAGUUGUUUCAUUUAUUGAAAUUAUGUCGACUAGUUGCACUGUCAAUCCUACAUUAUUGUUAAGAUAAGUAUUUAUGAGUUUUGUAAAAAUGGCUAACAUAUUUUUUAUCACAUUAAAGAAAAUCAAUUAAGUAUUGCAAUUUUUCUCUUUAAAGACCCUAAGUGAAAUAAAGGAUUUCAGAUUAAAUUCAGUUAUUAUGAGAAAAAUGCGCAGACAUGUGAUUAUUUGGUCGUAUCAUUAAAGGAUUAAUCAACUCAUGUUUAGUCAUGUGUUUAUAAACUAUCAUAAACUAGUAGACAGUAGUGUACCAUCAAUCAAAUAAUUAGUUAACAGAUAGACAUAAUAAUCUAGAACCCUGAGGAAGUGUACAAAAUCAAGUUACCAUAAUCCGUAGCAUCUUAAUGAUUAUCAAGAUAAAAGAUAUCCAAACGUGAAGAGAGAAGGAAUAACGAGUAAUGAGUGAAUAUAUCUGCAUCAUUGUAACAGGUUAUAAGCUGUCAUCUAGUGUCUCUAAUCGCUGACUUUCAUCUUCUUGGUAACUCUGUAUAGGAUGUCUUAACUUUUUUAUGCAAUUCGGACAAACAAGAUAAUGACUACAAGUUUUAUCGUAUUUUUACUAUAUUAGUCGAUGGGCUAUUAAGUAACCUUCCGUUCUUACCUGACAUAGAUAUGAACAACAUCUGAAACUCAAAACUUGGUGUCGCACCUAUUUUCUCAUAGUAAUUGUGAUAGUCUUAAACAUCUCGCUUUCUGUCCCUAAGAUAUUUUGAUGUAAACCAAAUUAUUUCGCACUAUCUGACGUUCUGUAAGGCGAAAUUAGUAGAUAACAAAGGAUCCUUCAUCUCGUCACCGUAUUCAUGACUUGUAUUGUCCGUUCAGUUUAUGUUGUUCAGAAGUAACUGCUGCGGGAGAUGAUGAUUCGAUACAUAUUGAUCUACAUUAGUAUGUUUGCUGUAAGUUUGAACACUUGUGACAAAAUUUAUGUCUAGCACACCCACCUUGUUUCCACACCAAAAAGCAAUUUAUUAUAAAAUCUUACAUGUUAGCUUGACUAAACUAAGCAGCAAGUUAUCCUCUGAACUAUCCUCUAUAAUAAAAUAUCAAUAUUUGAAGGUGAUCUGUAUAAAUAAAGUUUAUACCAAUAGGUAUUAAUCGAUUAGAUCACAAAAAUCCAACUUUCUAAUCACUAACUCGUUCUUCAUACUCAUGUUAUACAUAUUCUUAUGAGUGCUUCAUUUUCUGUAUUUUUCCUAGUAAAACAUACUUCAAGUGAUUUGGAGACUCCGGUCUAGCUAAUUGCUGUUUUUACCUUGGAAAUUAAAGAUCACCAAUAGCAAUAUGUCCAACAAUAGUGGAUUAGACAUAACAAAUUUGGAUGAUUUACGUGAUCCAUCGGGAAUCUUUUCACUCAUCGAAGUUGUGGGUAAAGGUACUUAUGGAAAUGUAUACAAGGGACGAUACACACGAACUGGUCAGCUAGCUGCCAUCAAGGUUAUGCCAAUUACUGAAGAGGAUGAAGAAGAAAUUAAGCUGGAAAUCGAUACAUUAAAAAAGUUAUCGAAUCAUCGAAAUAUUGCUAGUUAUUAUGGUGCAUUUAUUAAAAAAUCUUCACCUCGUGAUCAUCUUUGGCUUGCUAUGGAAUAUUGUGGUGCUGGAUCAGUGGCUGAUUUAAUAAAAAGUACUCGCACGAAAUCACUCAAAGAAGAUUGGAUUGCUUAUAUUUGUCGAGAAAUUCUCCGAGGUCUUAUGCAUUUACAUGCAAAUCGUGUGAUUCAUCGAGACAUUAAAGGUCAAAAUGUAUUGCUCACUGAUAAUGCUGAGGUGAAACUUGUCGAUUUUGGAGUGAGUGCACAAUUAGAUAAAACAUUCGGUAAACGGAAUACAUUUAUUGGGACCCCGUACUGGAUGGCGCCUGAAGUGAUUCAUUGCGAACAAGAUUCAAGUUGUACAUAUGAUGCUCGUUCAGAUAUCUGGUCAUUGGGUAUAACAGCUUUAGAAAUGGCUGAAGGUCGACCACCAUUAUGUGAAAUGCAUCCAAUGCGUGCACUUUUCUUAAUAAUGCGUAACUCACCACCUCGAUUAAAACAAUCACCGAACGGAUCUAGACAUUGGACACCAAGAUUUCAUGAUUUUGUCAAUAAAUGUUUAACUAAAGAUUUCCAUAAACGUCCAAAUACAUCAGAAUUAUUUCGACAUGAAUUCAUUACAAAUUUACCAAAUGAACGUCAAAUUAGAAUUCAACUCAAAGAUCAUAUAGAUAGACAUAGACGAAAUAGGCAAACUGAAGAACAUGAAAAAAUUUAUGAAUAUGAAGGAAGUGAUGAAGAGGAGGAGGAGGAAACUAGUGCAGCUGUUAAAGGAGCUGCUGCCGCUGCUCUAGCUAUGUCAGCUGCUGUUAGUGGCAAUGGUCAAGCACAUCGUUUACCUAGUCAAAUUAGCCAUCAUCCACCUCAAUUUCGUCAACCAACGGAUAAACCUCCCCAUAAUCAAGUGCUUCGGACUAGUGGAGUUCCUGAUCAAAACGAAGUAGCAUCGUUUGUUUCACAACCAUCUGUAUCUGGAUUAAACUAUAGACAACAUGGACAUAUGAUACAAAGUGGGAAUAUUGUAAAUGAUAAUGUACCAGUGAAUGCUCGAUUUAUCUCACGAAAUCCUAUGUCAGUAGUUAAUAGGUUACCUGCUGUUACGCCACAAUCAAUGAUGCCGCAUAAUAGUCGGUUGCCAAGGUUAGAUGAAGGUGAGUCAGCAACUGUCAAUGCUAAGGAACCAGGUGAAAAUACACUUCGUCAAAAUUUCGCUCGUUUACAGGAACGUGAACACCAUCCAUCUGUAGGUGUUGCCCCUCAACGAUCUGCCAAUGGACGCCCACAAUCAUCUAGUCAUCACUUUCCUCAACAUUCACGACCUUUGAAUAGUAGUCGUGGACCACCGGCAUAUAAUCAGUCACAACAGCAAAUGCAUUCGAAUCAACCGAAACUGGGUGUCCUAGCUGCUGGGAGUCGUCUAGCUGAUUCGGGUGGUUCAUCAUCUUACGCUGCUACUAAUACUACAGUCUCAGAUACACCUACAGAUAGCCAAUCUGUAACUAACAAUGAGGUUGUGUCCACGUCAUCGUCAGUUAAUAAUCCGGUCACUACACCCUUAUCAGUUAUUGGUGCAGUUGGUGAUAGUGGGCAACUUUCGCAUCAUUUCCCCCUACAACAUCAUAGAGCAUCUGUGCCAAAUCCUCCCAACUCUUUUCAUCCGACUGUUGUUACUUCUUGUUCCUCAUCGUCAUCACCAUCGAUAUUUUCAAAUGAUCAUUUGGGCAAUUUACUUAUUUCACCAUUUCGUGCAAAACUUGCCAAUCCUGGUCCACCACCCAUUCCACUUCAUCAGCAGGUUCGUAUUGGUAAUUGUGGAUUGAACGGGGGAUUACAUAAUGCUUCAGGAGUGCAACAUCAAACUGAUGAAGUGAAUGGUUCAUCUAGUAUAGUUGGCAUGGGUAACCCUGCUAGUUCUCGUCUUCAGCACAUUGUCGCACCGAAGUUUCCAUCAACCCGUCCAACAAGUCAGGCUGUACCACAUUUAGAUCUUCGUAAACCACCAUUAGAAUCAGCUUUACCCCAAUCAAUCAUCACAUCAACUAGUCCAGUUGCUAACCAACCCAAGUCAUCGGUAAACGCAAGUAUAUCGAGCCCUGUUAAUCGGUCUAGUGGAGCUGCAAUGGCUUUUGCUGUUACAACUAGUACUACCACCACCACGACUACGACAACAUCAGUGCCGACUAGUACAACAACAAUGACGACGGUGACGACAACAACAAGUGACGUUUUUAAUUCUAACUUUGCUCGUCAAUCAGCAACAUCAAAUUUACUAUCUGGAUUCAGCAAUCGAUCUCCAGCACACCAAAUAUCCUUACUUGGUGAAAAUGUUUCAACUAAGAACAUCACUACAACUGUCGCAAAUAACAGUACAUGUAUAAGUAAUAAUCAUAAAAUGCAUUCAAAUCAACCUGGACUUCGUUCACGUGCAAGUAAACAAUUGUCUAAUCGUCAAAAUUCAGGUGUUAUCCCCCAAAAAUUACAUCAUGCUCAUCAUUUACAUCAGCAAAACAAUCCAAAUCACAUAAGUAAAAAAUCUGAGGAACUUGAUCAAUUAGCCGCACAAUUGACUAAUUUAGGCGCUGUUUCACCUAGCCCUCAUCGACAAAAUAAUCGAAAUCAGUUGAAUGGUAAAUCUGACACAAAAUCAAAUGAUAAACAACCAUCAUCAUCACAACAAAAACAACACUACCAGCAACAAAAAUCUUAUGAAAAUAAUAAUGUAAAAUCAUCAACAUCUAAUGAAUUAGUUACAUCAAUGGAAUCAGUAUGUGCGGUUGAAAAAAGGAAUCGAUCUAGUUCACUUUCUUCAACAUCAUCAUCAUCUUCGUCGUCGUCAUCUACCACUAAUUCUUCUUCUAUAUCAUCUGAAUUUCACGGUAAUGAGGGUUCACCAGUACAUGUGGAAAAUAAACAUUCAACAAGCAACUCAUCUACAAUGAGUAGAUCUCAUUCUGUUGGUUCAAAUCAUGAAUAUCACACGUCAAGCACUUGUUCUUCAUCCUCUGCUUCUACUAUUUCUUCAUGUGAUUCUAAUCAACGUAAAAAUCAUGAAAAUGCGUGUCGAGUUAUACUGAAUGGAAAACGACAUUCAGAAAUAGAUCCUCGUCGACUUACUGUUGUUGAGAAUGUUCGUGUGUUGAAUAACAAUAACAACCAAAUGAACCAUAAUACUAAUGUUGAUUCUAAUGAGCUUGAUGACUUAGAUAGAAUACAAAGAGAUCCAGUACAAUUCAUCGCUUCUAAUGAUGACCAGAUUGACGACUUUAACUACGGAGCUUACAACAUACAGAAUGAUGAGGAAGAUGACGAGGACACUGGAGGCGGAGGAGAGGAAGAGGAGGAUGAAGAUGAAGGUGAUGUCAUCGUUGUUGAAGAAGAAGAAGAAAAUGGUGCUGAUCUAGAAGAGGCUGAACAGUUAAGGGCUACGUUAUCUAUUGUUCGUACACGUCAAAGAUCAUCAUGUGAUGAAUCGAUAAGAAAUGUUGAUGGUGAUGUUGAUAGUGCUGUCACAAAUGAAUCCUCAUGCUAUGUAGACGAUGGAACGUUGUCCAAUGCAGCAGUGAGAUGGCAUAAAGAGGGGACCUUUGACAAUGUGGUGCACUCAAUAAAUCUUAUGCCUAAUUCACCAAUUAUUCAGCCUCCACCGCUUCCUCCACGCUCUAAACGUCAUUCUUUUUACUUAGAAUCUCACUUUCCUAAACCUGUACACCGAACUGUUGUGGUUUCACCACCAUGUCAUAUUUUGUUAGAGUUAGGUUCAUCCAAUCAGUCAAGACGUUAUUCUGCACCAGGUCUUUCAAUUUUAAAACCAUCAGAUGAAUUUGCCAAAGAAACUUUAUGCAGUUUAGCAUCGAUUAUUGAGUCUACAUCUGGGACAAUUGACCGAUCUGGAUCUAAUGUUAAUCCAUCAACUGGGAAUAAUAAUGUUAAAUACACUGUUUCAAAUGGUUAUCCAAACACAACUGAUCUGUCUUCAUGUACAGAUAAGGUGAAAGUUACAAGUUCAUCUCAAAAUGUUUCACAUAUUGGUGUCCCGCAUACAUCGUCAUCAAAAUUAAUUACAAAUGAAAAAGAAGGAUGUACAAAAAUACAAGAAACUCGAUCACCGUCACCACCACCACAUUCUACAGAUGCUACUUCUGCUGUUCUAGGCGGUCCGUAUAACAAGCCAUCAUAUCAACAAACUGAUAUAUGUACAAAUAUACCGACCAACCAACAUUCAUUAGGACAAUCCAACUUAGCUCAGAAAACGAGUCCACAAAUCUCUCCUCAGUCUGUAGUGAUUACAGACUCAAAUAAAGCACUUCCUAGUUCAGUUUGGUCAGUUCAAACAAACAAUAAUCUUGGUUCUCGAGUUUCAGAGCCAAGUCCACGUGGAGGUCAAAAAUCGAAAACCCAGUUAGAUAUACAACUUUCACAGUCAAGUUCUAAUCCUUCAUCAUCUAGCAACAGUGGUGGUUUAAUCAAAUCAAUCGCUUUGCCUAAUUCAUUAUGUGGUAAUUUACUGAAUUUUAAUUUACCAUCAAUUAGUACAAUAACAAGUACAGUUAUUACAACUGGUUCAUAUUUAUUACCUACAAGUAUUAGCGGUGGUGCUGGUUGUAUAUCAACUGCUUCAAAUAAUAUUUCAACAACAAAUUCUAGUUUAAACAACAAUGAUACACCGGAAAUACAAGUUUAUAAAAAGCGUUUUAAUUCGGAAAUUUUGUGUGCAUCUAUGUGGGGUGUAAAUUUACUGAUUGGUCUUGAAACGGGUCUUUCUUUAUUAGAUCGUAGUGGUGAAGGUCGUGUUUAUUCUUUAAUUACAAGACGAAGAUUUUCAAGGAUGGCUGUUUUAGAAGGUCAGAAUAUUUUAGUUACUAUAUCUGGACGUAAAAAUCGUGUACGCGUGUACUAUUUAUCUUGGCUUCGUAGUAAAAUUAUGAAAACGGAAGGAUGUGACAAGAAGAAUGGUUGGGUUAAUGUCGGUGAAAAUUUACAAGGUGCUGUACAUUUUAAAAUUGUAAAAUAUGAAAAAAUUAAAUUCCUUGUCAUCGCGUUGAGAGAUUCUGUAGAGAUUUAUGCUUGGGCACCUCGUCCAUAUCAUAAAUUUAUGGCUUUCAAAAGAUUCUCUGAACUCAAACAUCGGCCAUUAUUGGUAGAUUUAACCGUUGAAGAGAACACCCGUUUAAAAGUUGUAUAUGGUUCAUCUGAUGGUUUUCAUGCUAUUGACUUGGAUUCAAAUAUAGUAUUCGACUUAUAUAUGCCUUCUUUGAUUAAUUCACAUAUUACUCCUCAUUGUAUAGUAGUACUUCCUAAUACAGGUGGUAUGCAGUUACUUUUAUGCUACGACACUGAAGGUGUUUAUGUAGAUACUAAUGGAAAACUAACAAAAAAUAUCGUUAUCCAAUGGGGUGAAGUUCCAACUUGUGUAGCCUAUAUAUCUACCGGUCAAUUACUUGGUUGGGGUUUAAAAGCUAUUGAAGUUAGAUCAGCUGAAACUGGACACUUAGAUGGAGUAUUCAUGCAUAAACGUGAACAGAAAUUCAAAUUUCUUUGUGAACGUAAUGAUAAGGUAUUUUUCUCGAAUACACGGUCUGGGCCACCCCAAGUAUCUAUGAUGACCCUUAGUGGUAUACACUGGUAAUAAAUUAACUUGACUUUUCAUGUCUACAGUUUUUCUUGAUGAUUUUUAAACUGAGCACCACCAACACUACUUCGCAUCCUGACACCCAUACAAUACAGAGAAAUCAAUAUCUUAAUAUUAUUUAACUAAUGCAAAAUUACUACUAUACCUUAAUUUAAUGUCUGACAAUGCAUUUCUCUUUAAAUGUGUUGUUGUAAUGGUAAAUGACAGUGAUUCUGAGUAAGAAGAAAUGAUAAUUUUCCAACAAAUUUAUCUCAUUUUAGUCUACAGUAUUGUCCAAAUAAACGUGCAAAAACAUUUUCUCUCCUAAUUUUAUGCAUAAUUUACAGUUUUCUUCCAAUUGACCUUUAUUUGCGCAUUUUGUUUGGAUUGUGUACAUUAUCGUUGCUAAUAUUAACCCGCAUGAAUGGAUAUCAAUUUUGAAAUGUUCUACAUAUUUAUUAUUAUUUGCCAGUAAAUAAAAACACUACACAAUGUAUCCUAAUCUGUGCUAUGUAUGUGAUGAAAGCUUAUUCUUUAUUAAUCUUUUUUUUGUUCUUAUUCAGUACUAUGUUAUAUAUACAAAUGACUUUAGGAAAAUUUGAUUUGUAGUUGUGAAUUGUUUUAGAAAUUUUUACUUCGAAUUGUAACAAUAACCUCAAUUCCUUUCCUCCUAUAUUAUAUUGAACUACUUUGAUCUAUCCAUCUUUCUAGGUGCAUAUAUGACCAUAUAUUCUUAACUGUAUCAGUUUUGGUUAGUGCUAUUCAUUUCCUGUUCAUAUUAUCUAGAGGUUAUUAGAAUUUGACAUAUACGUUAUUGUUAUCAAUCAAUCAUUCGUUUAUCUACUGCUCUCAGAUAAUAGUAUGGAUAAUCUUGCUUAACGAAUAUUCACUUCUCCUUUAAGUUUUACACAUUUUUCACUAUUAUUUUCAAUCCAUGAGGGAUGAUGAUAGGUUUGUUACACACACACACACACACACAAACAUUUAGCAUGUUUUGCUCCUUUCAGUGUUUCUUAAUUUGAACUCUUGAUAACAGUUUUCAUUUCUUCUUAUUUUUUUUAAAACAAAGUUGUUCAUGCUUAUUAUCCUAUUUGUCUCGUUUGUAUUAUUGUUAACAUUCAGUAUUUAAAUGAAUUGUAUGAACAAAUUUUAUAUAUGCGAGGUAGUGUGAGAGCAAAGCAAAUGAUUCACAUACUGAAGAGGUUUCUUUGUGUACUUUUUCGUUGGAAGGGAUUUUGCAUCAAUCAACAAGAAAUAAGAUCUAUUAGCUCAGUGGUUUUCCAAGUUUU